AUGUCAAAAGCGGACGGAAAGAAGGUGGCCCCUUCCACCCACUUGAUCGCCGGUGGUAUUGCAGGCUUUGCGGAAGCAUGUACCUGUCAUCCUCUCGACACGAUCAAGGUGCGCAUGCAGCUCUCGCGUCGAGGCAAGAAAGCCGGUGAGAAGCCGCGUGGCUUCAUUGCUACCGGUGCCCACAUUGUCAAGCGCGAGACUCCCCUGGGUCUGUACAAGGGUCUGGGUGCCGUCGUGGCUGGUAUCGUGCCCAAGAUGGCGAUCCGAUUCAUGAGUUUCGAGCAGUACAAGAACGCUCUCGCAGACAAGAACACGGGCAAGACAUCGGCGCAGGGCGUCUUCCUUGCCGGUCUCGGUGCUGGUACCACAGAGGCUGUCGCUGUGGUCAACCCCAUGGAGGUGGUCAAGAUUCGUCUGCAAGCGCAGCAGCACUCGCUCGCUGAUCCUCUCGAGGUGCCUCGAUACCGCAACGCCGCACAUGCACUCUACACGAUCAUCCGAGAGGAAGGGUUCAUGACGCUCUACCGUGGUGUCGCGCUUACCGCUGCUCGACAGGCCACCAACCAGGCUGCCAACUUCACCGCCUACCAGGAGCUCAAGUCUUUCGCUCAAAAGUACCACGGCACGUCGGAGCUGCCCUCGUACGAGACAGCUGUGAUUGGUCUCAUCUCGGGUGCUCUGGGUCCCUUCUCCAACGCUCCCAUCGACACGAUCAAGACACGUAUCCAGCGCGCAUCCAAGGUGGAAGGCGAGACGGCCAUCAGCCGAGUGGUCAAGGUAGCCAAGGACAUGUUUGCUCAGGAGGGGGCCAGCGCCUUCUGGAAGGGCAUCACUCCUCGUGUAGCACGUGUGGCUCCUGGUCAGGCCGUGGUGUUCACCAUCUACGAAAAGGUCAAGGGCUACAUUGAGGCAGCCAAGCAGGGCGAGUUCAGCCUGACCGACACUCGAUCCGACGAGUAG
Molecule: messenger RNA, 960 nt
Organism: Kalmanozyma brasiliensis GHG001
Lineage: Eukaryota; Fungi; Basidiomycota; Ustilaginomycetes; Ustilaginales
Product: Mitochondrial substrate/solute carrier
Exons: 2
Coding region: 1-960 (319 amino acids)
Biological process (GO): succinate transport; transmembrane transport; fumarate transport
Source: RefSeq, a predicted model, not a curated record